AUGUCUUAUAAUCAAAAUCCCUACGGUCAGCCCAACCCUUACAACGAGGGUCCUUCGGCGGAGGGCGGUUACGGCGGCAGCUAUGGCGACGGCAACUAUGGUGGAGGAUACGACAACAACGGCUACGGUCAACAGCCCGAGUCACACGAGAUGCAGACAUAUCCCCAUGAACAACGUCAACCUCACGGCCCUGAUGCCACAGCCACCGGCACUCCUCUAUCCCAGCAAGAAUUCCUGAACAGCGUCCGCGACGUCGAAGGCCAUAUUCAACAGUUCCGCUCGAACCUCGACCAGAUCCGUACACUCCACCAACAGUCCCUCUCUGACACCAGCGGCCGCCCACCCCCGGGCCUCGAGCAGCUGCAGGCCGUGACCGAGCAGCUCAAGUCGCAGAUCAAGAGCGAAGUCGACAACCUCGUAUCCGAUGCCACCCGCACCGGCGACAGCACCUUCAACACCAAGAAGCGCCAGGCUGAGCGCCUCAGGGAUUUGUACAAGGAUGCCAUUCAGGCCUAUCUUGUGGAGGAGCGUCGUCACAAGGGUCAAAUCGGCGAGCAGGCCGUCCGUCAACUGUUGAUUGUCAAUCCCGAUGCGACGCCCCAGGAGCAGGAUGCCGUGCGCAGCGGUGACUUGCAGCAGGAUCAGAUCUUCCAAAGUGCUCUCCUACAAUCCAACCGCGUUGGCGCCGCCAAGGCCGUUCUCGGCAACGUCCAAGCCCGCCACCAGGAACUUCUCCGCGUCGAGCAAUCGAUGCAAGAGCUCGCCCAGCUCUUCGAGUACCUCAACACGCUCAUCGUUCAGCAGGGCGAAGUAAUCGCCGACGUGGUCCAAAAGACGGAACAGGUCAAUGACAACAUGGACAAGGGCAUCCAGGAGGUUGACAAGGGCGUCAAGCACGCCCGCAAUCGCCGCAAGCUCAAGUGGUACUGCCUCCUGGUGUGCGUGCUCAUCAUCAUCGCCAUUGCGCUCGGUGUCGGUCUGGGUAAGUCCGGUGGUGGUUCGGAAGAUGAAGACGCAGAUGAGGCUGGCGGGUUGAAAGGGUCCAGGCCGCCGGCGCAGCAGCAGCAGCAAUCACAGCAGGCGCAGGCGCAGUUUAUUCCUCCGGUGCCGGUAAUUCCCCCAUUCGCUCCGGCGCCUGGUCCGCUUCCUACGGUUGUUCCAGUGGCUGCUGCUCCAGUGCCUACUUCAGCAGCAGGCGGAGUUGCUGGUCAGGAUGGGGCUCAGGCUCCUCAGACUCAGCCCCAAGGACUGAGUUGGAACGCGACAAUGGCUAGAGAGAAGAGAUUCUACGGUGGGGGUUGGUAA
Sordaria macrospora k-hell is the source of this 1305-nucleotide messenger RNA. NCBI's taxonomy places the organism in Eukaryota, Fungi, Ascomycota, Sordariomycetes, Sordariales, Sordariaceae. The record is from RefSeq and is a predicted model, not a curated record.